CUCAACUCUUGACAUCGCGCGUUAUAGCUGCAGCGAGAGGAGCGAGCCUCUCAGCAGGGUUGCGCGAGUUGAUUUGCAAAGCGACGUUGCCAAGCCCCAUCUGGAUGAUGUUUUCGGGCGUACAUACCGGAGAUGCAACAUGCGCGCAACAUGGAUAUGAGCAGGUCAUGAGAUCAAGGUCCGGGGUUUCUGGCUGGCAGCUACCGGCAGCAGCAAUGGCGCCCGCCGCAGGCAUGGCCAUGGGUGCCGCCAGUGCCAUGGCCGCCCGGUGCGCCAACCCUUCCCACAUGCACAUUACUGCUGACGUCAGCCACAGUGACACCACCCUUUGGAAUGAUGGAGGUGCAUGCCAGCAGCCGUGGCUGCCUGCUGCACUUAACACCGGCGGUGCCACAAUGUCAGGCAGCGUCAUCAACAAGGUCUACACGCCCACUACUGCUACUGGUGACUUGCCCGCUAAUAGCGGCCAUAUGGUGCCUGCUGCUGCGCCUGCGGAGAUUCCAUGCGCGCUGGCGCGCAUCGGCAGUGCUGGCAGCGGCGUCACCGCAGCCGCAGCCACGCAGUCCCCUGCACGCGCUGGUGGGCAGCCAUGGGAGCCUAGCAGCAGUGCGGCGGCGGGUUUCACCCCCUCCCUAAGCGGCACCUCCACCAUCACGCGCACCCCGAGCGACAUGUCAAUGCGCUGGUCGCCCUACCCUGCUGCUGCUGCCGCGACCACUAGUGGCGGCGGUGACGGCGGCGGACCUGGCCCACACCGGCGGCGGCUCGUGCGGCGGCUGGUGGUUGAGCCGCUAGACCUGUCGGCGCCCCUCAUGCCGCCACCGACCUCAUCAUCACUACCGCUGCUGUCCUCCACUCCUGCAACACGUGUGCCUGGCGCAGGCCCCGCCGCGGGGGCCGAUGGCGGCGCCGCGGCCUCACUGGCAGCUGCAGCUGCUGGCAGCAACACAGCGGUGCCGACCGCUGUUGCCAUCGUGACGAGCAAUACAACGGCGGCCCUGUGCGCUGGGCUUGUAGGCGCCAGCAAUGGUGCGGCCAUCAGCAGGAGGAGCGGCGGCGGCGGGCUGAUGCUGGUGUCACCUGUGCCUCCUGAGGUUCAGGCGUGGGCUGCCGAGCAGCUGGCAAGAAGGCAGCAGGCGCGCAUGCUGCAGCCGCCGCCGCAGCAACAGCUGCAUGCGCGCAUGUCAAAUGUGGCCGCUAAUCCCAUGCAGCCGCCGCAAGCGGCUGGUGGCGGUGUGGUGGCGGUGGCGGCGGCUGGCUGGGGCCAGGAGAGUUCAGGACCCGUGGCCGUGCAGCAAUACCAAAUGCAGCUGCAGCAAGAACCAAUGCAGCAGCAGCAACAGAUGCAGUGGCAACAAAUGCAGCAGCAGCAACAGAUGCAGAGGCAACAUAUGCAACAGCAACAGAUGCAGCAACAACAGAUGCAGCAACGACAGAUGCAGAGACAGCAGUUGCAGCAGCAACGGAUGCAGUGGCAACAGCUGCAGCAGCAACAGAUGCAGCAGCAACAGAUGCAGCAACAACAGAUGCAGCAACAAAAGUUGCAGCAAGGGCAGAUGCAGCAGCAGACGCAGUGGGGUAGCUGGAAUGCCCACUCGCAGAGCACAUGGCAACGCAUGCCGAGCGCCUUGAAUGGCGCUGCUCAGCAACAGGUGCUGCAGAUGCAACAGCCGAAUGAGCAGAUGCGGCAACAACUGCGGAUGUCACAGCAACAACAGCAGAUGCAGAUGCAUGCACCCCUGCUGGCCUAUGGCUCCGGACCAGCAGGGGCGGCGGCGGCAACCGCCACGUCGUCCCCCCCGCCGGGUCCCGUCACCCAGCAGCAGCCGGCCUCAGCUCCUGUGUGGCCGCCGCAGCAGCUGCAGCUGCAGCCCAGGCGUGAGGUGCAGCAGGCGGUGGUGGUGGCGGGAGAGGAGGAGGGGCGCCAGGACAGCGGGCCCCUGGUCCGCCGGCGUGUGAACACGCUGACCGCCGCCGCACAAGAGGCCGCCUGGGGAGUGCCGUACUGGCCCUCCUCCUCCUCCUCCGCCGCCGCCGCUGCCUCGCCUCCAACAGCACCUGGAGCAGCAGAAACGGCGGCACCGGCGGCGCCGGGUGGCAGCAGCAGCGCUGCAGCCGCAUCGGCGUUUGCCAUGGGCCCCUCCGCUACCGCCGCCGGCGGCCCGCUACAGUGGCAGCAGCUGCUGGCACUAGACAUGGCCGCUGCUGCGUCCCCUGUCUCCAGCCCCCUCUUCGGCGAUGCUGACUUGCUGCUGUCUCCCAGGUCCUCCAGCGCAGCACAGGACACACUGCUGCUGAUGGCGGGCGGUGGCAGCGGUGUCUUCCCGCAUGGCGAUUGCGCCCACGCAUCGGACGGCGGCGGCAGGCCCCCCAGCAUGGCGGCCGCUGUCGGCCUGGUGCUGGGCCGCGGCGGCGGGGACCGCGAUGCGGCGGCUGCAGGCUGCGGCUUUGAGGGCCUGCCGCCGCUGGCCGCGGUGGAGGGUGAUGGGCGGCUCGGCAGGAUGUGCCACGCCACUAGCACUGCGGGCGGGAUGCAGGCGGCGGUGCGGACCGCAGCCUCCAUGGCGAUAAGCCAGCAGCCCGUCAUCAAUGGAAUGAUGAUGACGGGUCAGUGGGCCCCCCAGGCCAGCUACAACCUGUUUGCUUGCGAGCAGUGCGCUGAUUCGCACUACCAGCAGCCGCUGUAGUCGAUAGACGUAGAAACGGCGAACGUUACAUUGGGCACGCAUCUUUGUGUGCGCAAAGUAUGCCGUGGCUCCGACCGCCGCACUUGAUUGACGCCAUGUCCGGCACGGGGCAAUGGACGGAGAGCGAGAGGCUCUUGAGAACUGUACGGUUGCCUGCCUUGUUUGGAAUGGCGGCGCUGCUGGAAGAUUGCAAAGGCCCGCAUGCGGUUAGCUAGUUGGUGCACCGGGGGAUGAGGCCGUGUAUGUCCUGGAUCACAAUGGAUGGACCAUACAUGGGUGAGACGAGUCCGCAUGUAGCAGACGGGUCGCACGGCGGAUGGCGGCUAGCUGAACCAAGGAUGAAGGUUAACCAAACCGCAUUUUGCGUUGCACUGCGUACUCGCUUGUUUUGUGUCUGAGGUGCUGUCCCAAACACAUGCAUGCCGCCAGCUUGCUUUGGAGCUGGUUCUUCAAUAAUGCAUCACUGCAGUGCCAGUAUCUUCCAUCUACGCCGCAGACAUUUGCUCCAAAUCCGCCGAAUGAAGGCGAGCGAAGAAAACAUUUUGGGUUUGCUUCGUGCUGCGCCUCUACGGAGCGUAGACUUUUUGGGGCGAAUUUGGCAGUAUCUCUUGAGACGUGUGGGGGAUGGGGUUGAGGGCUUGCCCCCAAGGGAAACUUUUCCUGGCGUAGAUGUCAUCUGAAGGCAUCUACAAGAUACGGGCACUGCAUUACUGGCAUCUCUAUGUACGUUGGGAGUAAGCAUACGGCAGCGAUUGGGUGGGUAUUGUGUACACGGGUUUGUUAAUUUGUAGAGGAGCAGCUCCUGCUAGCAUGUACGGUGGCGCCUGUGGGUCAAACGGCGGGAUACUGAAGCUUUCAUGAUACUUGAACGGGUGGAUGGAUCAGAGAUAGAGAAAUACAACUCAGCGCAGUACCACCUGAGCAUUUGUGUUUCGUGGGGCGCGGCCUUGUCAAGCUGCCUACGACAAAAUUACAAAAUAUGUGUAGCUAGCUCCGAGGCGGUCACGCGGCCGCUGUGUGCGAGACCAGUCCGUUGCGACUGCUGGCGGCUGCUUUAUUACGGGGGACUGCGGCAACUUGACUGGAUGCCAACAGGCGGCGAGGGUGCGUGUGUAUGUGCCAUGCAUGCCCAAUGGUGCGGUGCGUGGGGCGUGACGGUCGGUGGACGUUUGACGAGCGGCGCCAUCAGCAGGCGCACCCAGCUGACACAGCAGCAGGGGGCUCUACAGGCGGGUGUGCACAGUUUCUGUUUGGCGAAGGACUCAGCUAUUUCCCUUGCAUGACUUUAUAUCGCGCAUUCAUGCAUUGCGUGCAUCAUUUUGGUGGAUUGAAGGUGCGAUAUUGCCGUUUGAGCUGCGGCAACUGAAGCCAGCCGGCUUAUGGUUGCAUGCUCGCAAAUCUCAGAGAAUCUCUCGUGAGUGCCCGCCGACGGCGGGGUCAUCAUGUGCGACUCGCUUACCGUACGGUACUUGACGAUAGGUUUUGCGCGAGGCUAGCAGGGCAGUCGUUUUGGACGUGUUGGCAUGGAUAUGUACGGUAUGGUUGUCAAGGCGUCGAUCACGGCGCAGCGCGUUGCCCAGACGGCGCGUGCUCCUUCAUGUUAUAGAUAUGGUCGGUCUGCCAGAGGAUUAAGGGGUGAAGUGUCGUGCGCGUAUACAUUAGGGAAGCACAAGGGAUAAAGGCCGACAGCACCAUGUGUGUGUGUGUGUGUGUGUGUGUGUGUGUGUGUGUGUGUGUGUGUGUGUGUGUGUGUGUGUGUGUGUGUGUGUGUGUGUGUGUGUGUCAAUGUGCGCCUUACCUGGGAACCCCGCAGCCGUACGUCGGCAAGACCCGAUCUACGGGCGGGCGGGCCACGGCAGCCCCUUUCUGGGGCGGGCCAGAUAGAGGUGUCCUAACGUGCAGGCAGGGGUCCCGCCUGCUGUCGCCUAGCUACUGCCGGUGCUGGCAGCUGCAUUCUUCCUUCGUUAUAGUUUUGCGAUUGAUCCCUACAUGGUAGGUGUUGGUGUGCUGUGCUCUGGCACUGGGUGCACCCAGCCACCGUGCCGUGCGUGCAUGCACAGUUGCAGGAACGCGUAUGGGUGCAUCCCUGAAGCAGGCGUUCUAUUUACUUAUGUUGGGGAAGAGCCGUAAGGUAGGGAUGCUCUUUCGCCUCUCUUUGAGAAAGGCAGUAAAAGUACAUUACAGUACCGUACUGCCAAAAAGGUUUGGUGAUCCAAAGUUCGUGAACAGUCCACGAAAUUGAGCGCCGAAACAAUUUCAGCUUAUUUUAAUGAAAAUUCCCCCGAAAUUAAAUACCACUAGCAGCAAUUUCCCGUGUAGCGCGCGCUGCCGCGCGGGGGGAGUGCGGGGAGACUGCGAGGAGGCACGGUGGAGCACGAGGGCGCUGAGUCUGACACACCCAUUGGGAGCUUGCGCGCGUGCUGCGCGCGUGAUUGGCAGCGGCGCGCUGCGCUAGCAGUUGCUGGCGAAGGCAUCUUUAGUGGUGGCACGGCGGUGCUAGUGGGCUUGGUUUGCAAUGAGAGGGCACUUGCUUUACUGUAGGCAAAGUGCGUGGCGGGAUGCUACCCAUGCGCACGAUGGCUGGCGGUGGCGGUGACGGAGGCGGUGGCGUCCCCGAAAAUUUGGAUCAGAGUUGUUACUUUUCCCUAACCGCCCACGAAAUUAAAAAAUAUCGAAUUUAUUUCAGCAAUAUUUGGCAGCCCUCCCGAACUUUAAUAAAACGAAACCUUUUUGGCAGUACGGUACUCAUGAGGUUUCGUGCUCUGACGCCUGUGCGGAGAACAGGCUGAAGGGGGCAUGAGUGAUCAUGAGCGGAGAGGAACACAGGAUCACCGUUCCUGAUAUGCAUGGCGCUGUGUGAGGACGCUCUCGCCAGUCGAGGUUGGAAUGAAGACUGUUUGGCUGCGGUGGGUGCGUGUCGGCCUGUCGGGCCCUGGGACGGUCGGGGCGUCGGGCCGUGGGGUUUGCGGGAGGAAGACCCAAUCUCGAGAGGUAUCUUG
Messenger RNA from Chlamydomonas reinhardtii, 5686 nucleotides. RefSeq lists its product as uncharacterized. Bases 105 to 2687 code for a protein of 860 amino acids. The transcript is spliced from 3 exons. NCBI's taxonomy places the organism in Eukaryota, Viridiplantae, Chlorophyta, Chlorophyceae, Chlamydomonadales, Chlamydomonadaceae. The record is from RefSeq and is a predicted model, not a curated record.